CCCAGUUGGCGGGGCGUGGCGUGCGCGCUGACUGGCCGUCCACUUUCUGACCGCAGCACUCUUGCAUGACCACUCAAAGUGACAGUAGCGAUGGCUGGGAACCCGAGACAGCUGCGCUUGGUGAGACCCCGUCUCCACACUCGGUUUGCCAUGAAAAACUAGGCUUUCUACGAGAGUUUGACCCCGGGUCUAUGUGUGAAGAACUUUUGUGAGUGAAUAAGUUGGCCGGCCACUUUCAAAAGAGUUUGGUAAGCUGGCAGUGCUGCCAGGAUUUGGGAACAGGGGGAGCGGGGAGGGCUCCUGCUACCUUUGGGAGGUCUGUAUGCUUUCAACGCACUCAAACUGUGGCACCAGUGGCCGCUGGAUAUUGCUUUCUUUAGAUAAGUUUGCCUACUUCAGUCAAGGGUCAUAGACUUGAUAUAGAAUCUUAGUCGAUGGAUUUGCCGCCCUCAAUACAACAUAAUUUUAACUGUACUUUCUCUCUAGGCUAGAAAUCGUGAAGCAUGGGUGACUGGAGCUUUCUUGGACGGCUCUUGGAGAAUGCACAGGAACACUCGACCGUGAUCGGCAAAGUCUGGCUGACAGUACUCUUCAUUUUUAGGAUUCUGGUGUUGGGAGCGGCAGCUGAGGAGGUCUGGGGCGAUGAGCAGUCGGACUUCACUUGCAACACACAGCAACCCGGUUGCGAGAAUGUCUGCUACGACGAAGCCUUCCCCAUCUCCCACAUCCGCUUCUGGGUGCUCCAAAUCAUCUUUGUGUCCACACCGACGCUCAUCUACCUGGGCCAUGUCCUGCACAUCGUUCGUAUGGAAGAGAAGCGGAAAGAGCGCGAGGAGGAGCUGCGAAAGGCCAGUCGGCUCCAGGAUGAGAAAGAACUCCUGUAUAGAAACGGAGGGGGAGGGGAGUCUGGUGGACGUGGUGGGGGUGGCGGUGGCAAAAAGGAGAAGCCGCCAAUCAGAGACGAGCAUGGCAAAAUCCGCAUUAGAGGUGCCUUGUUGCGCACCUACGUGUUCAACAUCAUUUUCAAGACCCUGUUUGAAGUGGGGUUCAUUUUAGGUCAGUAUUUCCUCUAUGGUUUCCAGUUGCGGCCUCUGUAUAAGUGUGCGCGGUGGCCCUGCCCCAAUAUAGUGGACUGCUUCAUUUCCCGGCCCACGGAAAAGACCAUCUUCAUCAUAUUUAUGCUUGUGGUGGCUUGCGUGUCCCUUUUGCUAAAUUUGUUCGAAAUCUAUCACCUCGGAUGGAAGAAGGUCAAACAGGGCAUGACCAACGAGUUUGCCCCCGACCGUGAGUCGCUGCCCAACGCAGAUGAAGCGGAGCCUGUAUCUCCUAGAACUGUGCCUGCCACCCUCAGCUAUCCGCCAGACUACACAGAGGUGGCCGUGGGUGGCGGAGCGUUCCUCCAGCCGGUGUCAGUGCCCUCUACGGCUGAGUUCAAGAUGGACCCUAUGCGUGAGGAGUCCUCGCAGUUCUACAUCAGCAACAACAACCACAGGCUGGCUGCCGAGCAGAACUGGGCCAACCUGGCCACCGAGCAGCAGACUCGGGAGAUGAACGCCACCUCCCCUUCCUCCUCCGAUAACGGACGGCAAGCCAAAGACACCGCUCCGCACGCCAGCACCCCCAAAUGCCCUGGCGUUGGUUUGAGCGCUGGGCCGGAGGAGGGGCACGUCACCACCACGGUGGAGAUGCACGAGCCGCCCGUUAUUUUCACUGAUGCUCGACGACUGAGCAGGGCUAGUAAAGCCAGCAGCGCGAGAGCAAGGCCCAAUGAUUUGGCGGUGUAGUGGCUCUCCACUGCAAAGCAUAGGUUUUUGUCAACAAAAAAUAAGACACCAAAAAACAAGAGGAAGUGAGAGGCAUAUUGUUGGAAUGAAAAGAUUCAUUCCAUUCAUUAUUAAUUCCAUUUUCCAAGUCAUUUUUAUGGGCUUCUGAAUGCUGGUUAGUGUUAUGCAGUAGUUGAAUGAAGCAGCACACCUGAUGCAGGCUGUUACACCAGAAUCUCAAUGAUUCACUGAAAAAAAUGUCACUUAAAUUAGUCUUAUGAAUUUCCAUUCAGUCAGUUCGAUUUAUUAAGUAUAUUGAUAUAGAAACCAAAUAUAAAAUGUUUGCAGUACAAUAAUACAGAUUACAAAUAAUCAACAACAACAAAAACAUUUAAAAUACAACAUAAAUACACUCUGUGGUUUAAUUGAGUAGAUAAUGAAAUACUCUCAUGUAUUAUUUUUCAUUUAUUUUUGAAGAGUUGAAUAGCAUUUGAGAGAAAUGGAGGGGAAAAAGUAGUUGAAAUAAAUAAGGAAAGUAGUUGUCAAAUUCAUGAACACCCCUCUUUUUAUUGUUCCAGCAUCUGUCUUUACAUUUCCUCACGCUAAAGAAAAAUCAGAAGGUUGAGGAAGAAAAAAGAAAAAAGCACAUUGCCUGAUAAAAGUUGCAAACUUUAAUGCAUCACAGAGAAAAGGUCAUCCAUACACUGAAAAAUGAAAAUAUUACUGAGGCAAGUUGAAUAUUUAGAUAACUGUUGUACUACUGAAUGGUGCAGAGUUUUAAUUCUCAUUUAGCUUGUGUAUUCUCUGGACUAAGUUUAUUUUUUAUUUUUUCAAUUCCUUGAUCUGAAGUUCACAUCCUCCUACUCUGCUGGAUUUGAGAGUUUUGAUAUAUGACCAUGUCCAGUCUUCCCAUCAGAUACAUGAUCACUUUUGAAGUAGUUAAUCGGAUGAGGGGAGUACGAACAUUUGAAUUCCUCAUUGGUUUUUAAUUCAGUUAGUGGCUUUAAGUCAGUUAGUGGUUGCCAAAAAGUUCAAAAUGGACAUAAAAAUAUCCUGCAAGUGUCUUAUGCUGAAAUGAGUUUACUCCCACCCCCCACUCUCAAGGCCCUCAUUCGUUUUCACUGAAUACUACUGCUGUUGUAUAGAACAUGCCUUCUGUAAGCAUAAUAACUCACACCAACAUGACAGCAUAGCAUGAUUUUUUAUUUAUUUUAGAAACCUUUACAAAUCCGUUUCUAGAGACCCAUUUAAACACAGCGUAUGUUGCUUUUAUUAUCAGGUAUACAUUUCAGCAAUCCAUUUAAGGAGAUAUAAAAAAUUAUACAUUUCUUCAUCACAUUGCUUAGAACAGUAUUAAAAUUGCUUUUAUCAGAUCACAGCAUUUACAGAUGUAUGUUAUUUAUUUUCUGCUGUUUUAAUGUAUCCAUAAAUGAAAGUGUGUUAUUUUGUCAUAUUUUGGUUCUUAAAGUUUACAUUUUAGUAAAUAGUAGAAGAUUUGCACAUUUAGGCAAAAGACACUGUUCAAUACUUAUUACACUGAUAGAAAGGAAGAAAUAUUUUUGAUCCUUAAAGGAAAAUGUCUUAAUGGUAAAAGUUGUUGCGUUGAUGGCAGUAUUAUUCCACUUAAAUAACAUCAAAUGUAAUUUAUAAAACAGCACUUGUAGAGUAUAAGAAAUAUACACGUUUACACCCAUGUUUUAUUUUAGGACUGUUGUAGUGGCCUGAAAGGACAGCAGAAAAUUUGAACAUUGUGCAUUAUAGCAUUUAAUCAAUUAUGAAUUUGAAAAGGCCAGCCAGCCAGCUCUUUCCUAUCUCGAGCCGUUUGUAGUGUACUUAGUUGCAGCCCAUUAUUCUCAGAUAACACUCAUUUCUUGAACUUCUUGAACUGAUUUUCUCUAGCAGAGCUGAUUAUUCUGACCAAUCAGGGAAAUGAACCACCUACAUAUGCUCAGAACAGCAGCCUGUUUCAAUGCUGUCUUAAGAGAAGUGCCUUGUGUAUUCAAUUUUAUAAGAACAAGUUGAUGUAAAUGUUCAUUUACCUCAAAUGUUUACAAAGCUGUUACUAAAUAAACUUUUUGUACCAUAAAUGUAGACUACUCUGUCUUUUUCAUUUGUAAACAGCAGGCAUCAAAACUCACAUUUAAUUUUUUUGAUGUUAAAGGCUUUCAAGUGCUUGCCUGUUCACUAAAAAGGCUCUGUAAAAAGGCUAUUAAAAAGACUGAAAAAAAAGAUUAAGUAAUUUUAAUGACUUUUAAGUGACUUUAGUUUAAAAGUUAAUGAUGCUAACCUUUGUCAAGGCAUUCAUGCAAUUUUAUGUGAUCCAUGCCAAAACCAUAAUGAGAAACAAAUCUGCAAGAAGCCUGAGCACAUCUCAAACAAGAACGUGCACUCGUUGACCUCUAACCUUUAUGCUUAUCAGUCCUCCAUUCCAGAUUCCUAUAGAGGGGAAGUGAGAAUGAGACUGAAUGAUGAAGGACCCUAAAAUGACACAUCAACCCUCCCUUAGGGAGCAGCAAUAUCAAGCAGGCCAGAGGAUGUGGUGUCAUGUACGUACAAUUUAUGAAAUGGACAAUUUGAUGCUGUGACCCUAAUUGAUAUCCUGAUUCUGUUUGUGUCAGACAAAAAAUGCUUUGUUUUGUUGGCAAGCUAUUUAAAAUCUGAAAGUAAAAUUACAAAUGUUGCCCCUUUAAGUAGCUUAAAUGCAUUUAGCUGUCUGCUAGUAGCUACAGAGGUAAUACCUGGAGAGAAUUAUCUGGUAGCAUUUUCAUUUAUCUCAGUGUUUGGAAAAUACACACCCAGAAGUACACCUUCUUCAUCAAGCAUCAGUUCUGGAUAAAACAUAUUUAGUUUGUGGCUGGUAAUGGGAUCAAAACAGAUCUGUGUAGUCUGUGGUUAUUUCACAUUUAAUGUUAAAUAUUAAUGAUAUCUCAAAAAGAUGGUUUAUUCUACUGGAACAGAGGCACCUUUUCUGCAAAAACCUAAGACUGUGGAAAAUCUAUUAGGAAUAAGGAAAAUCAACUUUAUCUUUUUUAUAUAUAUGUGGCUAGUAAAAUUUGACAGUAAAUAAUAUUAAAUUAAAAAAUAUAAACAUCAAAUUAAAUAUAUAAGAAAAUCUUUCACAUUCUCAGCCAUAAACCAGCACUGGGAGAAAAGUUAAAUGGAUUAAUUUCAUGCGAGGCUACAGUGAAAGCAUGAGAGAUGUUGAGAGGAGUUAGAUCUAAACACUAUCAGCUUAAAAACAUCAGAUCUGACAGUGGAGUUCAAGUUCAGAGAACUUCUAUUCACACCGUACUGGUCCAUUUGAACAGUCCCUUAUUGCAUUUAGUCAGCACAUGCUGUGUGUUGUGGGAAUGGACUCUGUCACACACACACACACACACACACA
Molecule: messenger RNA, 5148 nt
Organism: Carassius gibelio (silver crucian carp)
Lineage: Eukaryota; Metazoa; Chordata; Actinopteri; Cypriniformes; Cyprinidae
Product: gap junction alpha-3 protein-like
Exons: 3
Coding region: 504-1784 (426 amino acids)
Biological process (GO): cell communication
Cellular component (GO): connexin complex
Source: RefSeq, a predicted model, not a curated record